UGCGCGGUUGAACAGUGGUUUGCGUUCUAUGUGAUGUGUAGGUCCUGGGCUUGGGGUGAUCGAUCGUUCCAUCCAGGCAUCCACCCAUUGGCUAGGGGAAAAACUAGAAAUCUGGACUGGAGGAAACGCUACAUGUUGUCGUUUUGUGGAGUAAACACAAAAAAAAUCCAACGUUUUAUGCUACAAUUGAAGUUCUGUUGGAAACCCCUAUGUGGAGGUUAUGGAGUAGGUGUGAACUUGAUGAUUCAGCGGGAUUUGUACUAUACCUAAGAGAAAGUUACGUGGAGGAGCCAUUGGACGGUUGAGUCAAGACAGGAUCGAUUUAUACUAUAUACAAUAUCUUUUAAACGAGAGAACAAGGCAACGUUAUGUUCUAAGAUAUUUAGCCAAAACUGGUCAAUUAUACACCUACGAUGCAAUAUAAUAAAAACUAUUUUCCUUUUAAUUUAUUGAAGAGUACUCAUGAUGGAACCGCAUUUCCAUCCGAAGAUCCUGCAUACUCUAUAGAAAAGAAUUUUGGGAAACGACCCAGAACCAUGGAGCCGGGUGCGGAGUAUAAUACCAUGAUUACUGCGAACAUCGCACUUAACAUGAUAAGCAUGGACGAAGUAAAAAACUUCCACAUAUCGCCAAACCAUGAACAUUUUGGCAAUUUUAACAACAUAGUCAUUGAAGUUGGGACAGAGCAAAUCGAGACAACAGUUCAAUUAAAAUACAACAGUGGAGAAGAUUUUAGCCUACUUAAAUAUUUUAAGUCAUUCCAAGAAAUAGAAAACAAACCAGAACAACUUAUCUUACUCACAAACCUUAAAAUGAAUCUCGGAAGCACGAAAAUUCAGCUCGACACAGGAGAAUAUUCCGUAGAACAUUACGACGUAAAAAUUGCAGAUAAUAAUUGUUUCAAAAUGUCACAGCGUACAACAUGUUACAAAUUUCGUAUUAUAGAAGACCAAAACAGCAGAAACGAAUUUUCAAAAGUCCAACAGUUCGAGACUUUUCUCGAACGCUUUACUCUUUACACCAACCAAGAGGAUAUGGCGGAAGUCGAAAAAUCAACAGCGAGUAAAUUCGUGAAGAUGUUCUCUUCCGAUGGAGAAACUUUCGAAAAAUAUGUCAAAAUUUUGUCUGAGUGGGACGUGCCACAAAGAUUAGACAAAAAGAUGGUGCAGCGGGUAGUUGCACUUUGUCUGCUGUCUCCCUACGUGGAAAAUCGCACUUUUGGCGCAGUCAGCGACAAAGGGAAAAUUCUUCUACAAGCAACGUGUCUUUUUGAUAUUACGUUAUUGGAAAAAGGGGGAGAAUCCGACGGGACGAGUGACUUGGAGUUGGUACAAUUGUUACAAUUGAUGGAGAAACGUCCCCUGGUGGUAAAAGAGCACGAAAAUAUCGAAAAAGGGGUUCAGAUGUGUCCCGAUUCGAAAUUUGUUAUAGUUGGUGAAGGGAAACGUCGACAAUGGAUGAAACAUAGUUUGGUGUUUCAGAACUUGUUCGACUUGAAGUUGAAACACGAAUUAGUGUAUGAAAAGGUGAUGGAAGCGUUUGGGGUUUCUUUGCAAGGGAAAGCGGUCCUUACUCUGUCGGAGGCGUGCAGAGGAAGUGACGAUAUUUUAAAAAAUAUAACAGUCGGCAAUCUCGUGGAAAUGAUAGACAAUCCGGGGUUAAUUGGUGGGAACAAGGAAACUCUUCCAGAUCCUUAUAUUCAAAGGUAUUUGUCGGCGGAUGUUAUUGAUACUAAAUAUCUAGACACUGUUUAUAGCAAUUGUGUAUUUAUUGUAAAUUGCGCAGAUAGUUCUAGAGUCAUAGAUAAACCUAAACACCAUACCUUGACAGAUAUAGACGACUAUUUAAACCAACCAGACUGGGCAACUUCUAACAUGGCAGUUGUAAUAGUUAGUAAAAAUAACUGUAGCCAAUCUGAAUUUGACAAAGUAUGCUCCAAAGCAAGAGAAUCGCACACGGUUCAUUAUUUUAAGUUCCUGGGUGACAAUAGUUUGGAAUGGGUUGGAAGCAGGGGCGAAGUCGACGAACUGCAAAAAUUUAAACUGGGUUGUCGUUGUAAACACGAAAACGAAUUUUGGGCUUUCAAGUUCACGAAACGGAUCAAUUUAGUGUUGGGUGAUUCGGGGAUAGGGAAAACUGAAUUAAUAAAAAACUUAAAAAACAACUGCUCUUCUAAAUACUGGACUGUAAUUGUUAGCCCUCAAGACGCUAAUUUAUUUUUUAAAGAAUCACAAAAGUGUGACGCGUCUGACUACCUAAAUUUAUUUCAGACAUUCAUUUUGAAAAAGUAUCAUUAUCUUGGAAAGUUAGACAAAGAGUUUUUUAAACUGUGUUGUGAGGAAUUCCGUGUUUGCUACGUCUGGGAUGCUGUUGACGAAGUGUCUGCUAAGUAUUUGGAAGACGUGGCAGACUUGAUUGUUCUGCUAUCAAAUCGUGGUUUCAUGCAGUGGGUUACUGCUAGAAAACACUUGAAGUCGUUACUGGAAAAAAAAUUCAACACACUUUCGUUGGGUAUAAGUCGGUUUGAAGAGUCGGAGGAAGACGAUUACAUUAGAAAACGUCUAAGUCCUAUUAUUUCGGACACAGAAAGUGUGAUUCGAAAAGUUAAAUCUAGUUUUGCUUUGAUCGAACAUGUGGAUAUUGCAGGAAUUCCACUCCAGAUGUUUAUGCUCACAGAAUUAGUUCGUCUAAAUCGUGACAAAUAUUUAAAAUUAUUUAACAAUUCUUGGCGCUUAACUGAUUUGUAUUAUUGCUUUAUUGACAUUCAAAAUAAAUCAGUUACCGAUAAAGAAAACCAUGAACGACUUGCCGUUGACUUAUUAUUUUCAGACUGUGCGAAUCUUAACACACCCGUUUUUUUGCACGCGUCUUUUGCGGAAUAUUUGGCUGCGGCCUACUUUUCCAAGAAUGUUGAGCUUAUACCCGAUAGAUUUUUCGAGCCGAAGUAUGACAACGUGCGAUUUUUCUUCGACAUGUUGUUGGCAAAACCAGUCCAUGUUGCAGUUUUGUACCGACAUUUUGAUACUUUGAAGAGCUAUGACGACGAAAUGUUGACUAGUAAAGAUGGCGGUGGAAGAAGUGCCUUACACUUGAUUUGCUCCUGGGGACGACGACAUUCCCGCCUGAAUGUAACGACUUCCAAAAUAGGAAAUAUUUUUUCGCGUUUUGCUUCUGUCUUGCGUGGAAAACUUUCCUCUGCCAAAAGAAACCCUAGUGAGAAGUAUACUCUGGAUGAUGGCGACGAAACUUCUGAAGAGGAAUUAGAAACACGAGAUUAUUUAGAUGGAGUGGUUUACUUGUUGAAUAAAUGUGGCACUUCUGAGCCGGAUGGGCUAUUUCAAAUGACUCCUUUGUCGUAUGCCAGAGUUAGUGAAAGUUUAGGGGCGGAACUGGAAUUGUUGCAGUCAGGAUUGUUACAACCAGAGCAGGAAUACAAUCAAUGUGAUAGAAUUAACAUUUUGUACUAUUGUAGUCUGUAUGGUUAUGACAAUACGAUUCAAAUGGUUGUUACUAAGGAAUUACCAACUCUUUGCCAGGAGGUAAAUUGUAGUACUAAGUCUGGUUGCACCCCUCUUGCUCUAGCGUCGUCAAGAGGGCACACAGCAGUCGCUCAGUAUUUGUUACAAUGCCAAGCCGAAGUCAAUCACCCUGAUAAACAUGGUCAAACCCCACUUCACUCGGCUUGUUCGAACGACCAUGAAGAAAGUGCUAAAUGCUUAAUCAAGUUCGGAGCUGCACUCAAUCACCCUGAUAUUGUCGACUGGACACCACUUUACGUAGCUUGUUUGAACGGCCACCAAAAAACUACCCAGUUCUUAAUACAAUCCGGUGUAGACAUAAAUCGCCCUGACGAAAACGGUUGGACACCUCUUCACACAGCUUCUUCCAACGGCCAUAAAGAAAUUGUCGAACGUCUAGUGAAAUCCGGGGCCGAAAUCAAUCGUGGUAAUAGCUUCGGUUUGACACCUCUUCACUACGCUUCCUUGAAUGGCCACGAAAACACCGUCCAGUACUUGGUGGAAUCGGGAGCCGAAAUCAACUGCGCUGCUAAUGAUGGUUGGACACCACUUUCCUGGGCUUCUGGGAACGGCCACGAAAAAGUCGUCGAAUACCUGGCAAAAAGCGGAGCCAAUGUCAAUAGCCUCGAUAGCGACGGUCGGACACCACUCUAUGCAGCGUCCUGCUGGGGCCACAAGAAAUCAGUUGAAUGUUUAGCGCGAUUCGGUGCAGAAACCAAUCACCCUGCUAAAAACGGUUGGACACCGCUUUUCGCGGCUUCCUGGAACGGCGACGAAGAAGUCGUCGAUUGUCUAGUGAACCUCGGAGCCGUAAUCAACCUCACCAAUCAAGACGGUCGGACAGCUCUUCACGCAGCUUCAAAAAACGGCCACGACAAAAUCGUGGAAGGCUUAGUCAAACUGGGGGCAGAAAUCGAUGGCGCUGAUGGGUAUGGUUGGACACCGCUUUUCACGGCGCUGGAAAACGACCACGAAAGCACCGUUGAGUGCUUAGUGAGGCUCGGAGCCGACGUCAAUCGUGCUGAUGGUCAUGGCAGGACGCCGAUUUAUGUUGCUUCGUGUUACGGCCACGAAAAGUCUGUCAGAUGCUUGGUCAAAUUCGGGGCCGGAGUCAAUCGCGGUAAUGACAAAGGUCGGACACCGAUUUAUGCGGCUGCAAGGAAUGGGCACGAGAAAACCGUGGAGUGUUUGGUGGAAUUGGGGGCCGAAGUCAACCGGUGUGAUGGUCGUGGCCGAACGCCGUUUUACGUAGCUGCAAGAAACGGGCACGAGAAAACUGUGGAAUGUUUGGUGAAAUUGGGGGCAGAAAGUUGUCAUGUUGAUACUGAUGAUUGAUACUGUUUAAAUUAAUAGCAAUAAAAAUGAAUAUCUGCUAGGAGCUAGCUUAGAUAUUAAUUUAGAUUUUUGCCACA
Messenger RNA from Zophobas morio, 4930 nucleotides. RefSeq lists its product as uncharacterized. Gene Ontology annotation, molecular function: protein binding. Lineage: Eukaryota; Metazoa; Arthropoda; Insecta; Coleoptera; Tenebrionidae. The record is from RefSeq and is a predicted model, not a curated record. The coding region runs from base 414 to 4853 and encodes 1479 amino acids. The transcript has 4 exons.